GAGGCAAACUGCUGGCAUGGCAACUUGUCUGCGCUACCCGGGCAAGGUGGUGAUUGUGACUGGUGGCACCUCAGGCAUUGGUUCGGCCAUCGUGAGAGAAUUUGUUCACCAAGGAGCCAAUGUGGUCUUCUGUUCACGAGCCUCCGGAGCGGAAGAGGGACAGGCAAUGCAGAGGGACCUGCAGGCUUCAGGGUGCCCAGGGGAUGUUUUCUACCAGGUCUGUGAUGUAAAGAAUGAGUCAGACAUUAAGAGGCUGAUUUCGGUAACUAUACAACGUUACGGAUGCCUGGACUGCCUGGUGAACAAUGCGGGAACUAGUUAUUUCAAAACAAUAGAUGAAACGAGCUCCCAAGACUUCCGCAACCUCAUGGAAAUCAACACUGUGAGCUGUUUCUUAGCAGCCAAGUAUGCGCUGCCCUACUUACGGGAAACGAAAGGAAACAUCAUCAACAUGGCCAGUAUUACUGGUGUCAUUGGGAAGAAGGGUGAUGUGGCGUAUAACUCAAGCAAGGGUGCUAUAAUUGCAAUGACCAAAGCCCUGGCCAUCGAUGAGAGCAAAUAUGGAGUACGAGUCAACAGCAUCUCACCAGGAUAUAUUUCGACUCCUUUGACGGAAAGGGAUGCAAAUGCGUCACCAAAUCCAGAGAUGGCAAUGCGGAAAAUCAUCAAUAGUGGGCUUAUCCAACGUUUGGGGGCCCCAGAAGAAGUGGCCUUGGCUGCCUUGUACCUUGCUUCAGAUGGUACUUUCUGCACCGGUUUAAACCUUUUGAUCAGUGGCGGAGCUGAAGUCGGCUUUGGGAUAAAGAACCAGAUGGAUUCUGAGCCUGAACAAAGUGGGGGUGGGAACUCAAAGGGUUUCUCCAUCAAGCCUUAGUGCUGCAAUGAGGAGUAGGGAUAAGAAUUAAGAGUACAGUUGUCAUCGAUAGAAAGUCAUCCCUCCAAGAAGAAAAGCUUCACAAAGGUGUUGUAGCAAAAGGAAACAAAGGAAGAGAUGUUGAGUGUUGGACUAGGACAAGUCAGUAAUGAAACUUACUGGAUGUCCUUGGGCUAGUCAUGGAUACAUAGCAUGAACUGUCACAACUUAGGCUUUUUUGGAGAAAGGCAAAAUCCAAAAAGUCUCUUUAAGAGGCACCAGUUCAGAUAGGCCACACUGAUAAAGAAGACUCAUGUUCUUUAUUCUUGCCGGUAGGGUUGCUACUUUUCAAACUGGUCUCUCACUGGUUUCUGUAGUAUCGAUUUGAUCCACACAAAAAAUACCAGGUGGGGUGUCAUUUACUUCCAUGCCAUGGAAAUCUUCAACUGCCCAUUUCCACACAUAAGGGACAGGACAUUCUUCCCCAGGCCUGUUGGCUACCCUGUUUCCUGGGCUUCCAGUCCUGUAAUGUCUGAGGGGCAAGUAGAAAUUCAACAUUACUCCCUGUCCCAGAAUGAAAGAUGGCAGCCCCAUCUUGGAUUCAGCUUCACCUGGUCCAGACUCCGAUGGUGUGAGAACUAAGCCCUGGAAUGUCUCUUCUCAAUUUAGGCUUUAGUUGGUCAUAUGAGUGUGCCUCAAAACAGCAAGUUCAUGAAAUGGUGGAACUUCACUAAAUGUUUCCUGUUGAUGUUUUGUGUUUCAUUCCUCUUGGCUAACAACUGUGUCUUUUCUGAUAUGAAAUCCCAUCAUCCAAUAAAGA
Gekko japonicus is the source of this 1673-nucleotide messenger RNA. Its product is annotated as 17-beta-hydroxysteroid dehydrogenase 14-like. Bases 17 to 874 code for a protein of 285 amino acids. The transcript has 9 exons. NCBI's taxonomy places the organism in Eukaryota, Metazoa, Chordata, Lepidosauria, Squamata, Gekkonidae. Gene Ontology annotation, molecular function: oxidoreductase activity. The record is from RefSeq and is a predicted model, not a curated record.